Messenger RNA from Pseudophryne corroboree (corroboree frog), 3444 nucleotides. It is a transcript of the gene RSPH6A, whose product is annotated as radial spoke head 6 homolog A. Gene Ontology annotation, biological process: cilium assembly; cilium movement involved in cell motility; axoneme assembly. The transcript has 7 exons. Gene Ontology annotation, cellular component: axoneme; radial spoke. The record is from RefSeq and is a predicted model, not a curated record. Lineage: Eukaryota; Metazoa; Chordata; Amphibia; Anura; Myobatrachidae. The coding region runs from base 310 to 1887 and encodes 525 amino acids.
AGCACCACACAUAGGAUGAGCGAUGAAACCACCUCCAGACCAGACACGCAUGUAGUGAGGAGCCCACUAGCUUCAACCAUGUAGUGAGGGCUGGGCUGUGACUGACAACUCCCGGCAUGCCGUGCAAACAGAACUUUCGUCAGGUGAUUGGGAAAGCUUCGUUUGGUUCCCUAGCAACGGGGAAGCGAGCGGUAACCGCAGCAACUGGAGUCGCAGACCGACGGACGCCGGGGACUCUCUUACCGGCUCGGGGCUUCUCCGCGAGCGUUGUGGGACUCUGGGUUCCGUGGCAGGAUCACUGAAGGAGAGAUGUCGGAGAAUCCGGCUGGUGUGGCUCCGGAUCCACGAGAGCUACAGAUCCAAAAUGCUAAAGCCUAUCUACUGCAGGCGGGGUCAUCCGGGGUCAGCCUAUAUGAACAUCUUGCUGCCCUUCUGUCACGGAUCCUGUCAGAGCGUCCUCCUAAUGCCCUGGAUGUCCUGGAGCAGCUGAGCACAGAACUCCACUGGUCCAGACUGAACAAAGGUCUGGAUUCACUGCGCACCCUGAGAGAUGACCCUCCCACCUACCUUAAGGCGGAGUCUCAACGGGCACUGUUCUUUCGGGGUGCGGGGGAUGGCGAGGAGAUCGAAGGAGACGGGGAGAUGACAGACUCUCCACUUCCUAACCUCUUUGACCUUGCUCACCUUCUUCAACAAGGAGGAGUGAGUUUGGGACGAGAUGAAAUAGUACGGAUAGCCCUUGCCUUGAAACGUCUUAUUGACAACCAUCCAAUCCAGUACUGCCGCUUCUGGGGCAAAAUCUUGGGUAUUACUGGCAGUUAUUUGGUGGCAGAGGUGCAGUUUCGUGAAGGUGAAGAUGAAGAAACUGAGGAGGGUGCAGAAGAGGAAGAGAAAGCAGCAGAGCAAGAGGAGGAGGAUGAAGAUAAAGAGGAAGCAGAAGACUUGCCCCCGCAGUCCACUUACCGCCCUCCCCCAUUAGUGCCCCGAGAGGACAAUGGUACAGGUGCAAAUAAAUAUGUGUAUUUUGUGUGCACUGAAGUUGGGUCAGAAUGGGUCAGGCUACCUCCAGUUACACCUGCACAGAUCACAGCUGCACGAAAGAUCAAACGUCUCUUCACUGGAAAUCUCGAUGCUCCAGUUAUCACUUAUCCCCCAUUUCCGGGAACAGAAGCAAACCUUCUGCGCGCUCAGAUUGGCCGGAUCUCCGCAGGCACCCAUGUCAGCCCUCUGGGUUACUACCAGUUUGGAGAAGAAGAGGGGGAAGAAGAGGAGGAAGGAGCAGCUAGAGAUACAUAUGAGGAGAACCCAGAAUUUGAAGGAAUUCCAGUGACUGAACUGGUAGACAGCUUGUCUACUUGGGUUCACCAUGUCCAGCACAUACUGCCGCAGGGGCGCUGUGUUUGGUUGAACACUGCUGUAAAAUCUGAACAAGAGGUAGAAGAAGAGGAAGGAGAGGAGGAAGAGAAGGAGGAGGAAGAGGAACCAGAACCUGAAGUGGGCCCACCACUCCUUACCCCUCUAUCUGAGGAUGCAGAGAUCAACAAUACACCUCCAUGGACAGCUUCUCUAUCUUCCCAUCUCAUCCCUCAGUAUGCUCUUGCAGUUCUCCGUUCCAACUUAUGGCCUGGAGCAUACACCAUUGCCAGCUCUAAAAAAUUUGAAAACAUUUACAUUGGUUGGGGAGUAAAAUACAGCCCUGAGGUAUACAGCCCCCCUGCUCCUCCUCCACCCCAGUCGGAGUACCCAAGUGGACCAGAGAUUAGUGAAGGUUUAGACCCUACAGUAGAGGAGGAACAAGCUCUGAAGGCCGCACAGGAAGAGGCUGCGGCUGCUGCAGAAGAGGCAGAGGAGGAAGAGGAAGAAGAAGAGGAAGAGGACGAUGACUAAUGCAGUUCCUUACUUUUUGUUUCUUUAAGUAAUAUAUGAAAUAAAGUUUUGUUUGUUUGAGAGUUGGCUGGCUGCACAUGUGGUACACACAUCUAUAGAAGCGUGAAACACAAAUAUAACACAAGACAAAAAGACAAGGCGCUGCAAGUAAACAAUCUCCCACACAGCACAACAUGAGGUGACUCAAUCAGGAAAGGUUUCAUAUGUAAUACAAUAUCCAACAGUAGUGAUAGACAAGUUGUUAAAGUUAUGUAAUCAAACUGAUGUACAUAUACAUAAAACAACACCAAAGAGCAGCAGGUGGAGAGCAGCCCGUCACAUGUACAAGAUCCAUCUUCAGACGCUACAUUCAAACACAUCCUAUAUCUUAUACCAGUAGGACACACUUUAUGGUAUUUAUUUUAACAUUCUCAUACUAGUAACGCCUGUGGUUCAUACUUAGGGGUAAAUUUACUAAAGAUUCUAAAAAUUAAAAGUGGUGAUGUUGCCCUUAAGAACCAAUUAGAUUCUGUCUAUCAUUUCUCUAUUGCAUCUUUGAAAAUGAUAGGCAGAAUCUGAUUGAUUGCAAUGGACAACAUCACCACUUUUCAUUUUUAGAACCUUUAGUAAAUUUACCACUUAGGGGUAUAUGCAAUUCCGGGCGAAUUGUGGCACUUUUUCGCCCGUUUUUAAAUUCGACACAAUUCGACCGUCGAAUUCCGGCAGGUGGGUGCCGGAAUUCGACAUAUUCAAUAAAAAACGAAUUCGACAGUCCCGGUGUCGAAAAACGGCCGAUUUGACGGAUUUUGAUUAGAUUUUUAAAAAUGUUUAAAAAACGGUAAAAAACCCGGAAAAAAAUUGCGUGGGGUCCCCCCUCCUAAGCAUAACCAGCCUCGGGUUCUUUGUGCCGGUCCUGGUUGCCAAAAUACGGGAAAAAAAAUGACGGGAUCCCCCGUAUUUAAACAACCAGCACCGGGCUCUGCGCCUGGUCCUGGUGCAAAAAAUACGGGGGACAAAAAGAGUAGGGGUCCCCCGUAUUUUUUGUACCAGCACCGGGCUCCACUAGCUGGACAGAUAAUGCCACAGCCGGGGGUCACUUUUAUACAGCGCCCUGCGGCCGUGGCAUUAAAUACCCAACUAGUCACCCCUGGCCGGGGUACCCUGGAGGAGUGGGGACCCCUUCAAUCAAGGGGUCCCCCCCCAGCCACCCAAGGGCCAGGGGUGAAGCCCGAGGCUGUCCCCCCAUCCAAGGGCUGUGGAUGGGGGGCUGAUAGCCUUGUUGAAAAUGUAAGAAUAUUGUUUUUUUCAGAAGAACUACAAGUCCCAGCAUGCCACCCCCGCAAGCCGGUAAUUGGAGAACCACAAGUACCAGCAUGCGGGGGGGAAACGGGCCCGCUGGUACCUGUAGUUCUACUGCAAAAAAAAUACCCAAAUAAAAACAGGACACAGACACCGUGAAAGUAUAACUUUAUUACAUACAUGCCGACACACAUACUUACCUAUGUUGACACGCCGACUAUGGCCACGUCUCCAAUGUCGACGUCCGGGGUACCUGAAAAUAAAAUUAUACUCACCUGA